UGCUGUUAAGUUGCAAGUUAGAAAAAAAAAGUUGAAUGAGAGAGAAAAUUUAUUGUAGUGUAGGGUAAGAAAUUAAAAGUUGGCAUGCUUCUUUUCAGGAUGUAAAAAGGUUGAAGAAGUUACAUCAGAGUCCCAUUGGCAUGUUUCUUCAUCUGUUUCACUUAAGGAGGAGUCUAUUGGCCAAAGGCCCACCUUUAUCCAGCCUAUUUCAAGCUGCAGGGUAUGCAGCGGGGAAUCAGUCAGAUUUCAAGCUAGAGUCUCUGGCAUGCCCAAACCAAAAAUCCAGUGGUUUCAUAAUCAACAACUCAUGUUGCCAACAAAAGACUUAGUUUUCCACUUUGAUGAGUCUACAGGCACAGCUAUACUGAUAAUAGUAGAUGCUUUCUUAGAGCAUGCUGGCCAAUACUCUUGCAAGGCAAGAAAUAGUGCUGGAGAAACAACUUGUACAGCUACACUUACAGUGACUGCAGAAGCAAAAGAAGCACAAGCCAAAGCAAUAACAAAAAUUACCCUUGAAUCAGAUACUAAAAGCUUUAAAGCAGCCAAAGAUUGUCAGUUUAAAGCACCUGAAGUUAAGCAAGAAUCUUCCAAGAAAACAUCAAGCUUGUUUAUAUCUACAUCCCAAAGACCGCAUGAAACCGAGAAGCAAAGAAACAAAGUCUACUAUCCUGAUGUUGUGCCAUGUGAAGACAUUACAGAAACUGAUGCUGAAGCACCAGAGUUUCUUGAAACUCUGCCCUCAGAAACCACUGUAAAAGAAGGAGAUGAUGUGUUACUCUUUUGUAUAAUGAAGGGUGUGCCCACACCUUGCGUGGUCUGGCUGUGCAAUCAGCUAAUAGUUGAGGAGUCUGCAUUGUGUUCCUUAAAACAUGAUGGGCCACUGUGCAGUUUAAGAUUGUUGAAAGUUGGUCAGAACCACAAGGGUAUAUACAAGUGCAGAAUAGUUAAUCCCGCAGGACAAGCCGAGUGCAGCACCCAUCUGAGAGUGACAGGUUGGCAACUGCAUGUUCCUUCCAAGUAUCAAUUCCUCAUGCAUAGAAUCAUUGCAUUCUAGUACAUUCAUUCUCUGGGAGAUGAUAAAGAAUGAGAAGCAUCUCAUUAGUCUGUGGAUUGUUGAAUGUUUUCUUCAGGGAUUUAAGGCAUGAUAAAGGCAUGUUACCUUAGAAACU
Molecule: messenger RNA, 1169 nt
Organism: Pygoscelis adeliae (Adelie penguin)
Lineage: Eukaryota; Metazoa; Chordata; Aves; Sphenisciformes; Spheniscidae
Product: myosin light chain kinase, smooth muscle-like
Exons: 2
Coding region: 266-1054 (262 amino acids)
Source: RefSeq, a predicted model, not a curated record